UUCGCCAGUGGUCAAAUUGAGUAAAAGAAAUGUACAUUUGGUUGAUAACGUUACAACUCAUUUGUUGUCGCACGGUGUUAACAUGGCUUGAAUUAAAUACAUUUAAUGCAUUUUGGUUGAUCCAUCUUCCCCUGGAUUUCGACAAGUUGUAAAAUAAAGACGGCCUUGGAAAGAGCGCGCGCGGAUAAUUGCGGGCUGUGCGUGUGACAUCACACAUAUCCAUUACUAGCUCUUCUCUGCAUUGAUCGGGUUUGUAUUUAGGGGGAUGGGGCCGUGCAGAGGAUGAUAGAGCUCUCAUGGUGUUGUACUUUACUUCUUGGCUAAAUCCUUCCACUUCCUAACCGAGCCACCCACAUUGUUUUAUAUAUAGUACUAAUUCACGUAUGUAUUUUGGCGACGUUUGACCUGAGAAAAGUGGAGUAUCCGUACGACCACGGUGCACGCUGAAAAACUACAAAAUGUAUUCUAGUGGAGCUGCUGGAGCUGCUGAGAUGCUUGAACCACCUCACUCCUCGGGGUCAAUUGGCCCUGACCCCUCUGAUCCAGAUCCCCCGUCUCCCCCAGUGCCAGAGUAUGUGUUCAAACCCCCCUCGCGGCCAGACUUUGGCACCAUGGGCAGGACAAUCAAACUGCAGGCCAACUUCUUUGAGAUGGAGAUCCCCAAACUGGAGGUCUACCACUACGACAUUGACAUCAAGCCAGAGAAAUGCCCCAGAAGGGUCAACCGGGAAAUUGUGGAGCACAUGGUACAGCACUUUAAAACGCAGAUCUUUGGGGAUCGAAAGCCAGUGUAUGACGGGAGGAAGAAUCUCUACACAGCCACGCCCUUACCUAUAGGCAGGGAAAAAAACACCUGUGUCCCCAAACAGGUGGAGCUGGAGGUGACCAUCCCAGGCGAGGGGAAAGACCGGAACUUCAAAGUGGCCAUAAAGUGGGUGUCCUGCGUCAGUCUGCAAACUCUUCAAGAAGCCCUGUCUGGACGACUGCCAAACAUCCCCUUUGAGACCAUCCAGGCCCUGGAUGUGGUCAUGAGACAUUUGCCCUCUAUGAGGUACACCCCCGUUGGACGUUCUUUCUUCACCCCUUCAGAGGGAUGCUCCAACCCCCUGGGCGGGGGCAGGGAGGUCUGGUUUGGGUUCCACCAAUCGGUUAGGCCUUCCCUGUGGAAGAUGAUGCUAAACAUUGACGUGUCGGCCACUGCCUUCUACAAGGCCCAGCCUGUGAUUGAGUUCAUGUGUGAGGUUUUGGAUUUCAAAAGUAUCGAAGAACAACAGAAACCCUUAACCGACUCCCAGAGAGUAAAGUUUACCAAGGAAAUCAAAGGUAAUCAUUCAUUACCAGGUCUGAAGGUUGAGAUCACUCACUGUGGUCAGAUGAAACGGAAGUACAGAGUAUGUAAUGUUACUAGAAGACCGGCCAGCCACCAGACGUUUCCACUGCAGCAGGAGAAUGGCCAGACCAUAGAAUGCACAGUAGCGCAGUACUUCAAAGACAAGUACAAACUCAUACUGCGCUACCCCCACCUCCCCUGUCUACAGGUCGGACAGGAGCAGAAACACACCUACCUCCCCCUCGAGGUCUGUAACAUAGUGGCUGGCCAGCGGUGCAUCAAGAAGCUGACCGACAAUCAAACAUCCACUAUGAUCCGUGCCACAGCCCGAUCAGCACCUGACCGUCAGGAAGAGAUCAGCAAACUGAUGAGAAGUGCCAACUUUAACAAUGAUCCUUACGUGCGUGAGUUUGGGGUGAUGGUGAGGGAUGAGAUGACCGAGGUGAACGGCAGAGUCCUCCAGGCCCCAUCCAUCCUCUACGGAGGGCGGCAGAAUAAAGCAAUAGCAACUCCCAUCCAGGGAGUGUGGGACAUGAGGAACAAGCAGUUCCACACUGGCAUAGAGAUCAAGGUGUGGGCCAUCGCCUGCUUCGCCCCACAGAGACAGUGUACUGAACUCCUGCUUAAGGCGUUCACAGACCAGCUGCGUAAGAUCUCUCGCGACGCGGGGAUGCCCAUCCAGGGCCAACCCUGUUUCUGUAAGUACGCUCAGGGGGCGGACAGCGUGGAGCCCAUGUUCAAACACCUGAAGUACACCUACCAGGGCCUGCAGCUGGUGGUGGUCAUCCUGCCUGGGAAGACACCAGUCUAUGCUGAGGUGAAGCGUGUUGGUGACACGGUGCUGGGCAUGGCCACCCAGUGUGUCCAGGUCAAGAAUGUUCAGAAAACCACUCCCCAGACCCUCUCUAACCUCUGCCUGAAGAUCAACGUCAAGCUGGGCGGGGUCAACAACAUCCUCCUCCCACAGGGCAGGCCCCUGGUGUUCCUGCAGCCAGUCAUCUUCCUGGGUGCUGAUGUCACUCACCCUCCUGCUGGAGAUGGGAAGAAACCCUCCAUCGCUGCAGUGGUGGGGAGCAUGGACGCCCACCCCAGCCGCUACUGUGCCACGGUGCGGGUGCAGCAGCAUCGCCAGGACAUCAUCCAGGACCUGGCCACAAUGGUCAGAGAGCUGCUCAUCCAGUUCUACAAGUCCACCCGCUUCAAGCCCACCCGGAUCAUCUACUACCGCGACGGCAUAUCUGAGGGCCAGUUCAACCAGGUUAGACUUGAGGUGCUCCAACAUGAGUUACUGGCAAUCCGUGAGGCCUGCAUCAAACUGGAGAAGGACUACCAGCCCGGUAUCACCUUCGUGGUGGUGCAGAAGAGACACCACACUCGACUGUUCUGCAUGGACAGAAACGAGAGGGUUGGUAAGAGUGGCAACAUCCCUGCAGGCACCACAGUGGACACCAAAAUCACUCACCCAUCGGAGUUUGACUUCUAUCUGUGUAGCCAUGCUGGCAUUCAGGGGACCAGCCGACCGUCCCAUUACCACGUGCUGUGGGACGACAACCAUUUCACCUCGGACGAGCUGCAGGUGCUAACCUACCAGCUGUGCCACACCUAUGUGCGCUGCACCCGCUCCGUGUCCAUCCCUGCACCAGCCUACUACGCCCACCUGGUGGCAUUCCGUGCCCGUUACCACCUGGUGGAUAAGGAGCAUGACAGUGCGGAGGGCAGUCACACGUCGGGACAGAGCAAUGGGCGUGACCAGCAGGCUUUGGCCAAGGCCGUUCAGAUCCACCAGGACACACUGCGCACUAUGUACUUCGCCUGAAGCACCGGGGGCGGGCAUUGGUGAGAAAGACCCAACAGGGAAGAAGCCCUCUCUCCUCCCACCUAACCCCCUUACUGUAUCAGGUGUGGGUGUUAAGUGGGUUUGUCGUCUUGUCUCUCCCUGCCAGUAAGGGGGAAUGAUACCAAACAAAUUAGGGAGUUUUUUUUCUCUCCAAAAUGUCCACAAUUAUUUUCAAACAUGCAUACAAAACUGCUUUCUCCCCCCCUUCCUGGCCUAACCCUGGUCAUUAUUAGGCAGUACUAUGUAAAAUGAUUCCUCAGAAAUGGGUUGUGGUGGAAUGGACUCCUUUAUUUUACAUGUUGUACAUUUGUUUGUAUUUGUAAAUGUGGGGGAGAGAUAUGUAUUACUUUUCUUUACACUGACAGUUGGAAAUACUUGUAUCAAACUAAGGGGCGGUAUCAUCACACUUUGGUGGUGUUUAGACACUAUACAGUUUUCUGAAGGGGUCUCCAGGGUUGAAAGGAGGUGGGGAUAUCAAAGACGAGAACAGUCCCGAUAGGUUUAUAAUCAUUCUUACUCUUCACAACUUUAUUUAUCAGCCAAUCAAAGCAAAGUGCACUGACCAGGACUUAAGUACACAAGUACUUAACAUCUUAUCUUUUCAUUUGUAUGUACUAUGAAUUUAACAGGCUUGGAUACAGUACCAGCCUCAAGAGUAUUUGUCCUCCAACACUGGUGACCAACACGUUUUUAUGCUGCAUCUGAUGACCGCUAAGCAAGUAAUUUUUGUAUUAGAUUUUCAUUAGACUUUGAAACUGUUAACACUUGUUUUUUAUCAAGACUUAUACAAAUUAAUAAUAUGAAAUUGUAACGACAGCAAUUGUUGCUGUCUUGCCUUUUACUUGGACUGGGUUGUUUUGUCAAUCUAUGGCCAGUGUGGCCAGCGAAUAGAUUUACUAAUAGAAUGGGACUGGUUCCCAACAGACACCUUUUGUGUUCUCUGAGCCACAUUACAUGUGAAGACAUCUACAUUGGGGGGGGGGGGGGGGGGUCAAGUCUCUUGAAAUGAAAUCUGUUGUCUCGUUUUAGUGUCCCCCUUAUUUUCAUGCAAUCUAUUUUAAGAAUUUGUGCGUAGAUGACUUACACGUUCGAUUAAAGCAUUUGGAUAUUGUUAACCCUAUCUAGUUUUCUUUAUGGUUUUAUGGCAGCGAAAUGGUUUUCUGGGGGGGGUGUAGUUGUAAUGCUGUCAUCUCGUAGUACAGUUGAUGUAUGAAUCGGUAUAGUAGAGUGAAGCCUGUGAUGUCAAUGUCACACGUGUAGGUACUGGACUGAAGAUGAGGUGGGGUUCUAUUGGGGGAGAAAAGAUUCCAGAGACUGCUAGAUAUUUUCUCUUUGUUAUUCCUCUAAAAAAAGGGAGCAAUUAUGCUAUUCUACUAGUCGAGCAAAGUUGUACUUUUUUUGUUUUUUACGCAAGUAGUUUAAUUGUGGGCUUUGUAUCAUAGCCUCAUGGGAUAUAGGGUAUAUUUUGAAUACGCUUUUAGAAGAGAAUGAUAGAAGGAAUUUUUCAAAACGAUUGUCCGGUAUGUAGUUAUAAAGAAUAUUAAAAACACAAAAAAAAAAAGUUUAUGCAGAGCUUGCAUGAAGAAAUUGUAAUGCCUUCCAAAAUGUUUUUUAUUCCCUUUUCUGUUCUCCUUAGUAAUGACAUUUUAGCAGGGUUUUUUCAUAUAGCUUAGAUUGGCUGGCUUUUAUCUCGCUCUUUUCUAACUAUGCAUUGUUUUUAACCAAGAGAUUUUAGCAGUGACCUUUCCCAAAUAUGAAUUUAGGACAUUUGUAGAGUAGUAGUUUUUUGUUGCUUGGUGCGUUUUAAUAGCAUUUGUAGUGCUUCUUCCCUAGACCUUUGUAAUGUUAUGGGGGGUUGUGUUGUCAUUUGUAUUGUAUAUUUGAUAGCACAAAAAAUGAGGUGUAUACUUUGUAGAACACACAUCACUCUUCUUAGCCAAACAAGAUUACACAUUUUAUACAAAAUUCAUGUUCUAAAGAAACUGAAGCACAAGAUAACAUUUUUAAUUCCAGGUGCUCGACUUUCUCUUUCACUAAUGUCACCUUAUAUCUCAAUGGACUUGUCCAAGAUGCUCUUCACUUGCCAUAAGUAUGGUAAUAGAUGCUGAAGUGGUUUUGAAUACUUUUUUUUUCUCUCUACCUUAAUGACAUACAUUUCUCAUUACCUUCAAAGUCAUCCGAAGUCCGACUGACUGUUUGUGGAGCAUUCUUAGAAAUUAAGUACUUGAUAUUUACUUGUUUUUUUUUCUUUUUCUUUGCUGGUCUCGCGAUUUGUACAUUUUGAUGCAUUUUUGAUAGUAGUGAACAUAAAUUCCAUUGAUUGGUCAAGCCAAGCAGGAGACCCGGACAUACAUUAUGUGCAAUUGUGUUGAAAUGGCUGUGUGUUCUACCUCUUGUUACCUGUUCAAGUGUUAUGGUAACGUCACACUGUUGGUCAUUUCUUCAUAAUUACACAGGAUGUUAUAUCUGGUUGUCACGUGUUUAAACCUUUGUCAUGUAUGACAGUCAGUGAACCUGCGUUCUGUAGUCAUAGUUUCAUAGUUCUUGUGUGGGAUCUUAAAUCUUGUUCAAAGAUGUUUCCAAAACAAACAAAGUGAUUUGAGAGCAAAUGAUUUGAUCGUAACAAGCUUUUUAUUUGAAUUGUUUUAUGCGCCAAUGCAUUAAUGUUUAGUACCUCCUUGCAUAUCUUUGGAGAUGGAUGGAGUUGCCUAACAGACUGCGUUGUAAACAUGUUGGUAAAGCCAAGGCUAAUAACAAUUUAGCUGCUCACCCACAAUUUGAUGAUUAGUAUUGUACAUUGACAUUUUUCUUUUAAGCUAUUUGCUUAAUACUUUUGAAUAUGCAACAUGUACUGCUCUGCUCCCAUAGAUACACAUGGGGUACAUAGAAAGGCAUCUCCCAUGUUGCUUUAAUUGGGUUCAUUGAAUGAAAUGUUGUUUUUGGAAUGCGUCGUCUUAGCUCCCCUCAUUGUCUCUCAUUUGAUUCAUAUUUGCUACAGUCAACCCAACAAAUGGCAGGUUUUAGUUAAUACAGUUCAAGUAGACAUGAUUGAUAACAUGAGUUGUUGUUGCUGUGUUAACUAAUCAAGCAUGACUUGUUGUAGGGUGCACUGGUCAAAACAGCAUGUUUGCUUGUCCAUUGAAUUGUGAACAUUCUCCUUUCAAUAUGGCUAAAGCUCAACUUUUCAUACUACCUUUUUUCAUCCGUUUUCCCUCCCCGAAGUCUGCCUCGCCUUUUGUUCACCCUAAACUUGUUUCUUGGGAGUUGUGGUCUUGUUACUGCUUAUUUGUGUUUUAAGUUACUUAUUUAUACACAGCACCUUGGAUUAUACCAGACCUGUACAGCAUUGCUUUUCCUGAAAAUAUCCAAAACAUUUGAUGUUAUUUUGCACUAAAAUAAAAACCCUUUUGGAGCUGUAGUAUAGUCACUAGUUUAUUGUCUGAGAAAAUGAGACCAGAUCAGCUGGUGAUAUGAUGCAUGAGUCUCAAUACCAGGCUAGUUUGUCUGAGACCAUAUCAAGUCAUUGCAUUGACAACUGGUCCCAGAUUACACACAAUCAAAUUGUAUUGGUCACAUACACGUGUUUAGCAGAUGUUGUAGGAAAUGCUUGUUUGUAGCUCCAACCGUGCAGUAAUAUCUAACCAUUUCCCAACGUAUACCCAAUACACACAUCUAAGUAAGGAACGGGAUUAAGAAUGUAUACAUAUACAGACGAGCAAUGUCAGCGGCAUAGACUACGAUACAGUAUAUACAAAUGAGAUGAGUAAUACAACAUAUGUAAACUUUAAUAAAGUGGCCAGUGAUUUCAAGUCUGUGUGUAUAUAGGCAGAAGCCUCUGUGCUAGUGAUGGCACACUAAGCCAGACAUUCAGAUGGUUACACCUAGGCCUGUUUGUCGAGAGGGUUUCUCCCAGCCAGCAUGCAGUGGGGAUUCACUGAAAAUAAUGCCCUUUUAACGUCAUCGUCAGAUAAAUAACUGCCACUGGGUUGUCAUUGAAUCUCCUCCCAGAAGAGGGUGCUAUUCAUAAUUCUAUUUAGCUUUUGUAUUUCUAUGGCCAUGAAAAAGUUGAGGGAAAACCAUAUGCAAAACAAUAGUCAAAACUGACAUUUAUCUUACCAUGUAUUAGGAUGAUGGGUAGACGUCUGGUAGUUGGAACGUUCUGAUUGUAUAGCUUAUUGGUUGUGUAAAUGUGUAGCUAUAGUCUGAUGCCAAAGUUGUGUGUGUGGAAAAAGGGUCCAGCAAGUUGUUGGUUAAAUGUGUAUUACCUGCGUUGUUGUGGUCGCCAGAAUUAGAGAAGUCAGAGGCAUCAAAAAAUGUGACAGAAUUAGUAGCAUAUCCGUAUGUAGGAGUUGACUGCACACCUUUUUUGAUCGGAGAACACCAUGCUAUAUUUAAGCAAUAAGGCACCUUGGGGGUUUGUGGUAUACGGCCAAUAAACCACAGCUAAGGGCUGUUCUUAGGCGCAACGCAUUGCCUGGACACAGCUCUUAGCCAAGGUAUAUUGGCCAUAUACCACAAACCCCCAAGGUGCCUUAUUGCUACUGGUUACCAAGGGGCGGCAGGUGGUUAGAGCGUUGGGCCAGUAACCGAAAGGUUGCUGGAUCGAAUCCCGAGCUGACAAGGUAAAAAGCUGUCGUCUGCCCUUGGAUAAGGCAGUUAACCCACUGUUCCCUGGUAGGCCGUCAUUGUUAAUAAGAAUUUGACAUGAACUGACUUGCCUAGUUACAGGUUACAUUUAAAACCAACAUAAUUAGAGCAGUAAAAAUAAAUUGUUGGCACACCCAUGGUAUACGGUCUGAUAUACUGUGGCUUUUAGCCAAUUAGCAUUCAGGGCUGGAACCACCCAGCUUUAAACGAUUUAGUUUAAAGUCAAAUCAGGAAUGUACGCAAGUGAGAUACAGUUGCCAUAGGGAAGUCAUCCGUAGAUGGAAUGUGGAUUUGGUCUUGUACAAAAUAACAUUAAAAUCAUGCACAGACUAUCUCAAGUUAGUAAUUAAUGCAUGAAAUCAAGACCUGCAUAUGCAUCGUGGGCUGUGAAUAACAACUAUGUUGAUGGGGGUGUUUUCUUGUAUUAGAAGGCAUAUCAUGUUAAUAGAUAAUUGGAACUGAACAGUAGCUUUACAUUCUAGUCCCAAGCCCUUGCAGGAAAAGGUGCUCUUCAUAUAAGGCUGAGACUCCAAGUCCUAUCAGAAGGUCUUUGUAUUAUCAAUAUUUAUGAUUAAAUUGAUGUUGAGCAUUUGCCACCUGAUUUUGUACUGUCAGUCUGAAUAUUUGUGGAAAACAAAUAUCGAUAACUAAAGGUUAUGAAUAAUAAGUCUGUCUUAUACAUAAAAUGACAAUAGAUCCAAUAUUUAUCUUGAUCAUGCUUAUUUGAGUCGUUGGAGUGUUUGCGUGACAUUUUCAAAGGUAUUUGAGAUGGUUUAGCUUCUCCUCCAUUGCUUAGCUUUACCCUGUAGUAGUUUUCACUUGUAUAGCUUUGAUUUGGGCAGAACAUUGUCUAGAUGGACUGAGUGGUAGUAGUAUAGGCUGGCUUUUCUAUCCUAUCCAGCUAAGGUAAUGGCUCCUGUAUUACAGAGGAAAGUGAAAGCAAACAACGUAAAUUACAAAGCGGGUGCUAUCUGUGUUCAAACUAUUUUAUACUGCGGGCAAACAAAAAAUAUAUAAAAUCGGAUGUGUGUACAGAAAGGUCGCUCUCCUUUACCCAUCUUCCCUCGAAGGUCUACAUUUGACAUAACAUCCCUGUUUAGUAGAGUAACUUAUUUUCUUAACUCAAAUGUAACAAUGAAUGUAGUUAUGGCCAGUGUAUUUGUAAUAUUAAGUUGUAUCCACCUGUAAUUUAUGCUUGUAUCCAUAACUUUUUUUUUAUGCAUGCUCAUUAGCUUCAGUCCACAAACCUUAAACUGAUUGGCUCCUGAAAGUGGGAUAAAGUCCAACUUCAGUCUUUGUUUUCCUAAGUACCUUAGCAUAGGCUAACAUCACAUAUUGUCAAAUAAUUAAUUCCCCUUCUGUCAUCACAUUGAAUAGACAUGAGUAAGAAACUGAUUAUAGUCUCAUACAUCUUGUUCAUCAGAAAGCAAAAUGUUAUCAUUUAAUAGUUGAUUUCUUAGUUACAUUUGAAAGCUAUCACGGGAACAUUUAGACUUCUAUAAAAUAAAACAGUUUUGCUACAUAGUGUCACACUGGUGCAAAGAUCGGUCCGUUUUAUCUUUUUCCUUUGUGUGUGUGAUUUUUGGCUUAUGCUCGUCUUGGUUCUGAUAUUCCACUACAGUACACAGUUUUAUGGAAAAUGACUAAUGCUGUCUCAGGCAACUAAUCCAACAUUUUAAUUUUGUGUUAACACCUUGGAAUGUCUGCAAAUGUCCAAGUUUUUAAGAUGCUUAUGAUCUCUAACAUGACGUGAUGCUGUCUCAGUGCCAUGGCUUCAGCAUGUCCUGCUGUGAUGAGCGUCCCAUAUCUCAGUCUUCUCUCCCCCUUGAGUAAACGGCACGAUUGUUUUCUAGUGUUCUUCGGUUGAGCUGAUUCCAAGCACUAGGCCAGGAUUGUCGUUAUGCCAAGCUUGACCCCCUAUGAUCCUAUUUAAAAAGAGAACAGAGCCUUCAUAGCGCUUCACCAAACUAAUGCCAUAUAUGUGCAUUUAACAUGCAGGACUGACAUGGAUAUGUUAUAUCCUUCUGAAAGAAUUGAGGGCUUCAGAAUGACUUGGCUUUUUAUAUACCAACUUAGUAAACUACCUCAAAACGGUCUCGGGUGCUAGUGUUUAUCCCUAAUUUAUGACGAAGACAAAAAUCAAUUGUAGUGACCAAACAACAUAAGCCAAUGCUGUGUAUUAGAUGACAUUAUUUUACAUCCCAAAAAUGUAUUACAGAUUAACUUUACAUACAAAAACAAAGUUCAAGGGACCAAAUUUUGUAAUUGCAGUUCAAGUCUCAAUGUUAUUAUAUAUGCAUGAGAGUCCUCUUAAUUUUUUUUUAUAACUGUAGUGAUAACAAAAAUAACCAAUGAACGCUUAGCUAGCAGAAACUGAGUUGGGAGGAGUUUGCGUAGCAAUAUAAGCUGUAGUCAUGACUGGAUGAUAUAUUGACGUGCCAAUCAAAUGGCUAUUUAUUCGUUCAUCUAAUCACUUACUAUUCCUGCUAUAAGUUUUUGGUAGUAUUCAAUAUAAAUAAUGGGCUGCAGAUGGAGGCUUGUCAAUGGGAUGAUGUAUGCAGAGCAAUAACUACUGUCCAAGCUAAGGUUGUGAUAGUAGUCCAAGCUAAGGUUGUGAUAGUAGUCCAAGCUAAGGUUGUGAUAGUAGUCCAAGCUAAGGUUGUGAUAGUAGUCCAAGCUAAGGUUGUGAUAGUAGUCCAAGCUAAGGUUGUGAUAGUAGUCCAAGCUAAGGUUGUGAUAGUAGUCCAAGCUAAGGUUGUGAUAGUAGUCCAAGCUAAGGUUGUGAUAGUAGUCCAAGCUAAGGUUGUGAUAGUAGUCCAAGCUACGGUUGUGAUAGUAGUCCAAGCUACGGUUGUGAUAGUAGUCCAAGCUACGGUUGUGAUAGUAGUCCAAGCUACGGUUGUGAUAGUAGUCCAAGCUACGGUUGUGAUAGUAGUCCAAGCUACGGUUGUGAUAGUAGUCCAAGCUACGGUUGUGAUAGUAGUCCAAGCUUACCGUUGUGAUAGUAGUCCAAGCUACCGUUGUGAUAGUAGUCCAAGCUACGGUUGUGAUAGUAGUCCAAGCUACGGUUGUGAUUUGCUUGACUAGGUGUAAUGCAAGUCUCACCUAGUGAGCUACAUGAACCCUGCCUUGUGAUCUAGAGUCAACUACAGCAGGCCUCAGACUCGGUGGUGUCUUUCAUUCAGCCUUUAAGCGAUGGAUGUCUGAUAAAUGGAAUGUACUUGUAGCUUAGCAGACACAAUCUGCAUCUUUAAGUGAUUUUAUCCAGUUCCGCAAUAAAACCACCAAGGCUUUUAUUUCAUUUGUUGUUGUUGCCCUUUACCAGUUUUAAUCUGUUCUUACACCCAGAAAAAGGAAAAUAACUAUCAAACUAUUAAUUAUCCACAUUUGUAAUGUUUUAGAUGAGGCUAAUAUAUGUAUUUUUGCAUGCUACAUUUUACGAAAUUAAUACAUUUGAACUACACUUUCCUCAAUGUUUUGUACAUUGACAUGAUAUACAGAUGUAACCUACUGGCAUAUUUCAGUCACUUAAGAUAAUCUGAUAGCCCAAUGGAAAGGUACAACAAAGGUAUGGAAAUUAAAUUCCAAUUCUCGUGUCAUUGUCAUCUGAUCUGAAAACAUGUUUUUAUGGUGUGCCUUUUUAGAGAUUUAUUUUCCACCAAUCCUAUUUGAGUUGCUCACCCAUAUUUGAUUUACAGCACCACAUAAAAUAAUGUCCACAUUAUCAUGCAACCUUGAGUGAAGACGCUGCAUAGAGUGAUCAGUAUUUGUGUUUUGCACUUUCAAAGCAGUUUAAAAAAAUGCCCGCUUAAGGCUGGGCAGACAGAAAAAUGUAUAAAACACAAGGUAUUUUAUGCUAUCAACAUGAAUAAUAUGACUGAAGAGCUUUUCUAAAAAGGUAAAGAUAUAUCUAUAUAUAUUCACGAAGUACCUCAUAAGCCUGACAAAUGCUGCAUUGACUUUUCUCAUUUUUUAUUUUGUCUUCAUAUUGUCCAAUAAAAUGUAAAUAUCCCCUUUAGGAGGUUUGAUUGUCAUAAGGCUGUGCAUAUGCCAUGCAAAACCAGUUCACUGUCAAACAUUUAAAUGGUAUUUUCUGAACCUGAAGCCAAAAUAAAUGGUUGUGUGAGAUUGUGUCAUGUAUGCACUUUUCUUAAAUACAUUUAUCAUCGUUCUAAAUUGUAGCCACAUACUUUCCAUGUUUUGCUUGUUAGGAUGCUGUGAGUGUCCAAAGAAUCCCAAAAAAUUGGUUUCAGUCAGGAAUUCAUGUCAUUUUCCAUCAACAAAACUGGCGACUCCAUACUGUUCGACGUGACCGUUGACUCCGGUAUUGCCAUGAGAGGGCUGUAUCUGCAACUGUUUGUCCUCCCUAUCUUAUUCCACACCUUUGUCUUAAGAUCGCCUUAGAACUUCAAAUGGGGUACCUUCUAGUAUAUUUGGCCUUAAAAGUACAAAAUUAUGCACUAGAAUCCACACCUUGAGAAACCAUGUCAUGCAUGCGCCAUUGCCACAUAUCUACCUCCUAUGACUGUAAGUGUCCUGAAGAUGCAGUCACCUGAUUUUAAUUUGUUCUGUUAAUCUUUUUAAAAUAUUUUUAUGACAAUCGUCCUUGAAUUAUCAAUUAAAUAUUUUUGAAAAGCCCAUGUCUUGACUUUUCACAGUAAACACUAUCCAGGACCUACCAUUUCUGUUUUAACCCAUCAAGGAGUUUUUCUUUAAAUGUCAAUGUAAAGCGACCAAAUGCUUUUUGCAAAGGCAGUCCUGCACAGUACAGUGAACUCAAACCUCCCUUGCGUAUGAUUUAGAUUUUCAGAGUUUUCUCUAUUACCACAUGCUAAAACUGAAUUUGCUGUCAUAUCUAUCAUGGAGAGAUCUUUUUGGUGCUGGUUUAUUGGUUCGAUCCACUGCUAGCAGCUCCUCGUUGUCGAAAAUGUCAGUUUUGAUUUCUAUUACUUUUUUUGUUAACAAUUAUGAUUACAAACACGAGAGAUGCUGUAAAGCCCUGAUAGAAAAUGUGAAUGUUUCAUUUAAUAUAGUUAACUCUGGCUUGACUGUAAAUUGCAUUAAUUCAUAAAAAUAUCAAGUUUCUUAAAGUUUUGUCUUUUACUAUGUAUAUAAAGAUUUGGUUAAAAUGUGAA
Molecule: messenger RNA, 12949 nt
Organism: Oncorhynchus nerka (sockeye salmon)
Lineage: Eukaryota; Metazoa; Chordata; Actinopteri; Salmoniformes; Salmonidae
Gene: ago2
Product: argonaute RISC catalytic component 2
Exons: 20
Coding region: 459-3146 (895 amino acids)
Biological process (GO): regulation of DNA-templated transcription; regulatory ncRNA-mediated post-transcriptional gene silencing
Cellular component (GO): RISC complex
Molecular function (GO): miRNA binding; endoribonuclease activity, cleaving siRNA-paired mRNA; single-stranded RNA binding
Source: RefSeq, a predicted model, not a curated record